AUGAAGGUACGCUCGUCGAAGUCCACUCCCCUGCCGUCUUCGUCGUCGGCCUCGCCAAGCCCUCGUCCCACGGGCAGCGGGUCCUUCGCCAAGGCGGAUGGAUUGCAGUUCUCGAUUGACGGCGAGACCAAGUACUUCGCCGGCACAAAUGCCUACUGGCUCCCCUUCCAAAUGAACGAUGCGGACAUUGACUCCGUGUUCGAUCAUCUGGAGCAGGCCGGAUUGAAGAUCCUUCGUGUCUGGGGCUUCAACGAUGUUAACACCGCUCCCAGCCCCGGAACGGUCUACUUCCAGCUCCACGACAAGGAGAAGGGCACUUCCACCAUCAACACCGGCAAAGACGGUCUCCAGCGUCUUGACUAUGUGGUUGCUGCCGCUGAGAAGCACGGCGUCAAGCUCAUCAUUCCUUUCGUGAACAGCUGGGACGACUACGGCGGAUACAACGCCUAUGUCAAGGCCUACGGCGGCAGCAAGACUGAGUGGUUCACCAACGAGAAGAUCCAGAGCGUGUACCAGGCCUAUAUCAAGGCCGUUGUCUCUCGGUACAGGGACUCCCCGGCGAUCUUUGCUUGGGAGCUGGGCAACGAGCCUCGCUGCUCUGGAUGCAGCACUGAUGUGAUCCACGGCUGGGCCACCAAGAUCAGUGCCUACAUCAAGUCUCUGGAUCCCAACCACAUGGUCGCCUUGGGUGAUGAGGGCAUGGGCUUGACCAUCGGCUCUGAUCAGUCGUACCCGUACGGCACCAGCGAAGGAAACGACUUUGAGAAGAACCUGGCUAUCCCGGACAUUGACUUCGGAACUCUCCACCUUUACACCACUGACUGGGGUAUCAAGGACAACGCCUGGGGCAAUGGAUGGGUUGAGAACCACGCCAAGGCCUGCAAGGCUGCCGGUAAGCCAUGCUUGUUCGAGGAGUAUGGCAUGAAGGGCAAUCACUGCACCGACGAGCUGAAGUGGCAAAAGACCUCCCUGAGCUCGGGCACCGCGGCCGAUCUCAUCUGGCAGUAUGGUCAGCAGCUGUCCACGGGCGAGUCUCCCAAGGAUGCGUACAGCAUCUUUUACGGCACAGAUGAGUGGAAGUGCGCCGUUAUGGACCAUAUGGAAAAUGUCAACAAGAACUAA
This is a messenger RNA of Aspergillus oryzae RIB40, 1122 nucleotides long. RefSeq names its product putative endo-1,4-beta-mannosidase (gene manF). The transcript has 4 exons. Gene Ontology annotation, molecular function: hydrolase activity, hydrolyzing O-glycosyl compounds. The record is from RefSeq and is a predicted model, not a curated record. Bases 1 to 1122 code for a protein of 373 amino acids. NCBI's taxonomy places the organism in Eukaryota, Fungi, Ascomycota, Eurotiomycetes, Eurotiales, Aspergillaceae.